Messenger RNA from Opisthocomus hoazin, 1699 nucleotides. NCBI's taxonomy places the organism in Eukaryota, Metazoa, Chordata, Aves, Opisthocomiformes, Opisthocomidae. The record is from RefSeq and is a predicted model, not a curated record.
AUGGCCUUCAAGCAGGUUGAAGAGUUUCUGACAGUUUGUUUUGUUUUUCUUUUUCAGGAUGCCUCGUCUGCAGACAUUCGGAAAGCAUAUCGAAAGCUUUCACUAAUUUUACACCCAGACAAGAAUAAAGAUGAAAAUGCAGAAACACAGUUUAGGCAAUUGGUGGCCAUCUAUGAGGUUUUAAAGGAUGAAGAAAGGAGGCAGAGGUAUGAUGAUAUUCUGAUCAAUGGACUACCAGAUUGGCGACAGCCUGUAUUCUACUACAGGCGGGUGAGAAAAAUGAGCAAUGCUGAGCUGGCAUUACUCUUGUUCAUUAUACUCACAGUGGGUCAUUAUGCUGUGGUUUGGUCAAUCUACCUGGAAAAAAAGCUGGAUGAACUGCUUAGCAGAAAAAAGAGGGAGAAGAAGAAAAAAACAAGCGGCAGGAGUACAGAUGAAGCCAAACUUGCUGCUCUAGACAAAAAUGAAAGAGUACUGGACAAACCACAGUGGCAUGACUUACUUCCAUGCAAGCUGGGAAUAUGGUUCUGCCUCACAGUGAAAGCUUUACCUCAGCUAUUCCAGGAUGCCAGACAAUUAUAUGUAGAAUAUAAAGAAACAAAAAUGAAGGCGAAAGAAGAUGCCCUGGCUAAGGCUGAACUUGAAACACUUCAGAAGGAGAAGAAGCCUAAAGUCAAGAAACCAAAAUCAGAAUUCCCUGUAUACACGGUUCUGGAGUCAAGUGCAUAUAUACCAUCGUAUGACCACGGAGCUUCAAUUGAAGAGAUUGAGGAACAGAUGGAUGAUUGGUUGGGAGGCAGGAACAGAACACAAAAAAAGAAGGCACCUGAAUGGACAGAGGAGGACCUCAGCCAGCUGACAAGAAGUAUGGUUAAGUUCCCAGGGGGGACCCCAGGUCGAUGGGAAAAGAUUGCUCACGAAUUGGGUCGAUCAGUGGCAGAUGUUACCACGAAGGCCAAACAGCUGAAGGAUUCUGUCACAUAUACACCAGGUAUCAUUAGGCUUUCUGAGCUUAAAACGCUGGCCCAAAAUUCCAAGAAUGUCAAAGUCAACGUGAAUUUGCCAGACCACAUAAUCACCCAGCGAGAAAGGGAGGAGGAAGAAGAGGAGGAGGAGGAGGAGGAGGAGAGGAACUCCGAUCAUGUCCCAGGGCAGUUGGAUAUCCAAACAGAUCAAAAGGAGACCACUGCAAGUGAAACCAGACACCGCAGGCGGAAAACGGCCAAAGCACCUGACAUGCCUCUGCCAGCAAUGAAAGAGGUACCGGAGGAGAAGGGCAGAGGAAGACGCCAGAAAGAUUUUGAUAACACCGAGCAAGAGGAAGAGAGUGAUGAUGAGAACAGAAAAAGAGAGAAAAGCCGUGCCCCGGAAGAACUGUGGACUCAAAAUCAACAGAAACUCCUUGAAAUGGCCUUGCAGCAGUACCCGAAGGGAACAUCAGAUCGCUGGGAUAAAAUAGCAAAAUGUGUUCCUGGAAAAAGCAAGGAGGAGUGUAUAGCAAGAUACAAGUUGCUUGUUGAACUGGUACAAAAGAAAAAAAUGGCUAAAAGCUGAAUGUUCGGAGCAGAAGAGAUGUAGCUCAUCUGUCAAAAUGGGGUUGUAAAUCUCAUCUGCAGGAAACUGCAUUUUUGUACCUCAGUAUUUCUAUACAUCAUGUGCCUUAGUAACAGAAAAUAUUAAUAAAUCUUAUACCAUCUUA